This is a messenger RNA of Cyclopterus lumpus (lumpfish), 1602 nucleotides long. It is a transcript of the gene pgam5, whose product is annotated as PGAM family member 5, serine/threonine protein phosphatase, mitochondrial. The record is from RefSeq and is a predicted model, not a curated record. The transcript has 6 exons. The coding region runs from base 307 to 1221 and encodes 304 amino acids. Gene Ontology annotation, biological process: positive regulation of mitochondrial fission. Lineage: Eukaryota; Metazoa; Chordata; Actinopteri; Perciformes; Cyclopteridae. Gene Ontology annotation, cellular component: mitochondrion.
AGCUGCCGUUCAUCCUCAAAGAAGAAGAAGAAGGAGGCCACCGUAAUGUUUGUAGGAAAAUGCUGCCUGUAUUAGCUUAGGUCUCUUGUGUGAACGGUCAUUUUAGUUUCCAGCUAAGAGCCACCGCCCGGUGCAUGUUGUGGCACAGAAAGCGUGUUUUGUAUCCCUUGAUGGAGUCGGAUUUAAUAGUCAAACGCCGUUAAGUAAAUAGAAAGACAUAAAUUCGUUAGCGGUAACACCGUCGCAACGGUAAGCCAGUUAAGCUCAGCUAACGUUAAUUAGCUAGCAUUAUUUUGCUUCUCCAGGAUGUCGUACAGGAAAACUUUAAAACUUAUGUGUGGGUUCGCCGGAGGCUCUGCCGUCCUGGUGCUCGCCGCCGCCGCCGCCGGUGAGCCCCGCGGGUACUUCGGCGAGCUGCGUGGAGAGGCGGCCAGUCGUUGGUCGAGAUUUACCGUUCUUCAGGCGGCGCAGCCGGCGUGGACACCGGCCAGCCACACACCGGCACCGACAGGACACGCGUGGGACUUUAACUGGGAUAAGAGAGAUCCAUCUGCACUGACUAAUGGGAAGAAGACUAAUGCUCCAGCAGCUGAAGACCCCAGCUCCGAGCAGGACAACAGUAAACCAAAAGCUACACGCAACAUCCUCCUCAUCAGACACUCUCAGUACAACCUGAGCGGCACCAUCGACAAGGAGAGGAUCCUCACUCCAUUAGGUCGUGAGCAGGCAGAGUUCACGGGCGAGCGGUUGGCAGCAUUGGGACUCAAGUAUGAUGUUAUGAUCCACUCCAGCAUGGCCAGGGCCACAGAGACGGCCAAUAUUAUCAGCAAACACCUCUCAGGUCUAGGAGUGGAUCUUGUGAGCUGUGAUCUGCUGAGAGAGGGAGCACCUAUCGAGCCCGUUCCACCGGUCACUCACUGGAAGCCCGAUGCUGUGCAGUACCACGAAGAUGGAGCGCGCAUUGAGGCAGCCUUCCGCCGAUACAUCCACCGGGCUGACCCCAAGCAGAAGGAGGACAGCUACGAGAUCAUCGUGUGUCAUGCCAAUGUCAUCCGUUAUUUUGUCUGCAGGGCUCUACAGUUUCCUCCAGAAGGCUGGUUACGUAUGGGCCUGAAUAACGGCAGCAUCACAUGGCUCACCAUUCGACCAAGCGGCAGGGUGGCCCUCAGAACUCUGGGAGAUGCAGGAUUCAUGCCCCCGGACAAACUAACACGGACCUGACGGCCCAACGCAUGGCAGGUUUCUGGGACUCCGAUGCCUCGUCAGUUGGAUGCAGGGUCAAAGCUCAGUUUUCUCCUUAAGUGUCUUGAAAAUUACUUUUGAUGUUCUUUUUUUGUAAUUGAACUACCAUCAUCGAAUGAGACUCUGAUGUUGUCAUCACUUCCGUGCCAUAGAACGCCAGCAGAAGUGAUGAACAGCUGCUCCUGAAUGUAUUUGAGGAUUUUUUCACGAGUGACAGAUUUUUAAACCAAAAAAAGUUGUUUUUGUAUAGCUGUUGUAAAUGCAAAUCUUGCUCUUAGCAUUACAUCUAUCAUUACAGUGACGUGAGGAUUAUUGUGUUGUAUGGUGCAGCUAUAGUAAAUAAAAGAAAAUGAUAAUUUC